UGUCAAAGUCAACAACAGUCCCCCUCCAACGCUACCAAACCUCCCGAGCCGAAGAACACCAAACUUCCCCUCCGAUCCCCUUCAAAUACUCCGGCCGGACUCGUCGGAGAGCCGCCGCGCGCAAUUGAGUGAGCCUUCUCGAGGAAGGAAGGGGGCGAGUCUGGCCGCCGUCGCCAUGACCAAGCCACAGCAGCAAUCGCCCCCUUCCACCACAGCCACCACCACCACCUCACCUCCUCCACCACCGCCCUCCACUCCGCCCCCCGCCUCCUCCUCCUCCUCCUCUUUAGCUAAGCUCCCUCUCCGCCUCCACUCUCUCGCCUCCUCCUCCCGCUCCCUCCUCUCCGCGCUGCGCCGCUCCCCGGUCACCACCCUCGUCGCCGCCUUCUUCCUCCUCGCCCUCUUCAUGUACGGCGAGGACGUCCGCACCCUCGCCGAGCUCUCCAUCGACGACUACCUCUAUCCCGACGCCGAUUUCUACAACGUCUCCGCCCUUCCCCCUCUCCUCCUCCCCCCGCCCACCUGCGACCUCUCCCGCGGCCGAUGGGUAUUCGACAACACCUCCCUCCCGGCCUACAGGGAGAAGGAAUGCACCUUCCUCACCAAGCAGGUCUCCUGCCUCGCCAAUGGCCGCCCCGACGACCUAUGGCAGUACUGGCGCUGGCAACCCAACAACUGCUCGCUCCCCACGUUCGACGCGCGGCGGUUCAUGGAGAAGAUGCGGGGGAAGAGGAUGAUGUUCGUGGGGGACUCGCUGAAUCGGAACCAGUGGGAGUCGCUGGUGUGCCUGGUGCAGCCCAUCCUAUCCAAGGGCAGGAAGAAGAUCGUCAAGCGCGGUUCCUUCAACAUCUUCUACGCCAAGGAGUAUCGCGCCACCCUCGAGUUCUACUGGGCUCCAUUCCUCGUCGAGUCCAACUCCGACAACCCCAAUUUCCACCACAUCGACCAGCGCAUCAUCAGCCCUGAGCGGAUCGAGAGCCAUGCCAACAACUGGAAGGACGUUGAUUACCUCAUCUUCAACACCUACAUCUGGUGGAUGAACAACGAAGACAUCAAAGUCAGGAGGCCAAAUUCAACUUCUUGGUCAGAUCACGACGAGGUGCCAAGGAUCGAGACCUAUGGCCGUGUGUUCAAGACUUGGUCGACCUGGCUGGAACAGAAUGUUGAUCCUGCCAGGACUUCGGUGUUCUUCAUGACAAUUUCUCCUCUUCACAACAGCCCAGCACAAUGGGGGAACCCGAACGGGAUCAAAUGUGUAAAGGAGACACUUCCAGUCCUCAACUACACCAAGCCACUGGAUCUCAACCACGACAUGCGUAUGUACGACCUGGUAGCAAAAGUUGCUAAAAACAUGAAGAAUGUUCCAGUGUCGUUGAUCGACAUCACAAGGAUGUCAGAUUACAGGAAGGAUGCCCACACAUCAUUGUAUUCCAUCCGUCAAGGUAAACUGUUGACACCGGAGCAGAAGGCUGACCCACAGAAGUACGCUGACUGCAUCCAUUGGUGCCUUCCUGGGGUACCAGACGUCUGGAACCAGAUACUUUACACCAGGAUCCUCUCCAAAUCCUCCCCUCCAUCCCCACAUCCCCCUCUCCCUCCACAAUGAGAAGCAGGGAGCAUGAUUUUUUUUUGCCCCAUCGUAUACUAUAUAGGAAAUGUACCAUUACUAUUCAAUUUUUUUGGUAGUUUGGUGAAGAAAAUCAAGCUAUAGAGAGAAAAAGGAUGGAGUGGGCUGUUUACUGAUGGCAUGUAAAAUCGUUCAAUUGAAUUGUAAAUUAGUUUUGAGCUAACCAAUUGAGCAAACAGCACUGUUGUAGACACAUGGUACUCUGGACUGUGAAAUAGCUGCCGAUACAUAUAUACAGGGGGGGCACAGUGAUUAAUCUGAGAUCAAUUUGUUAUUA
Oryza sativa Japonica Group (Japanese rice) is the source of this 1904-nucleotide messenger RNA. Lineage: Eukaryota; Viridiplantae; Streptophyta; Magnoliopsida; Poales; Poaceae. The record is from RefSeq and is a predicted model, not a curated record.